Colletotrichum higginsianum IMI 349063 is the source of this 1239-nucleotide messenger RNA. RefSeq lists its product as uncharacterized. Bases 1 to 1239 code for a protein of 412 amino acids. The record is from RefSeq and is a predicted model, not a curated record. NCBI's taxonomy places the organism in Eukaryota, Fungi, Ascomycota, Sordariomycetes, Glomerellales, Glomerellaceae. The transcript has 4 exons.
AUGGUUGUCUUUGUUGAUCUCGACGAGGAAAUGGAGCCUCUUCACGUUCUCGAGGCGCGCCGCCUGGCCGCUGCUGCCGCCAUCGCGACGCAUGGCCUAGAACCAACCAGCCGUGAGCUUAAUCAUGAGCUCGAGAAGCCGAUGGGCGCUCCGGUUGUGUCGGUAGCUCCAGUUCCCGCACCGGAGCCCACGCCGGCAUUCCAGAGUGCUGCUACCGAGGCUUUUGGCUGCUAUCCUAUCGUCAUGUCAAUUGCUGAACACAUCGACCUCAACACCCUCGACAGCCUAGCCCGUACCUCGCGCCAGGUUCGCCGUGGCUUGCUGCAGUACCGCUCUAUCCUUUUAUCGUCGACGCUACACUGCUCCAAUGAAGGCACCCCCGUCGACCCAGAAUCCACCUUCCGCUUCCGCGCGAGGGCCGGCAACUGGUACUAUAUGGAAGACGGCCGAAAUUACAACGGCAAGAGCGGCAGCUGUGCCCGGGACCUGGUGACGGAGUGUCGGAGGUGCAGGACCGUUGUGUGCAGGAAUUGCGCCAUCAAGCCGCCAGCCCACAACGCCCUCCGUGAACGCCAUCGCAGGCUGUGUAAUCCGUGUAUUAAGGCCCCAAUCGCGUCGCUCGUCAACUCCGCCCUGGAGACCGAGACGCCCCUUUUGGAUGACGCGGUGCGUCGAGAGAUUUGCCGGUGCGAUAUUGACGGCGUCUGGCUCUGCCAACCAUGUGGGCGAAGCAUGCGUGGAGAUGACCACGAAUAUCAGCGCAUUUGGAAAUGGCGAGCCCACUACGGCGAAGUCCUCGGCGGCCUCGGAACAGGUAUCGGCGAGGGUGACCGUGGCGUCAUUUGUGGUCGCGGGAGCGCUUGCGCCGGUGCCAAGGAGCGAGAGAACGAGACCGACUGUGACGCCGAGGAUGCAGCUGUGAGCGGCGCGAACCUGUGGACGGCCACGAACCAGGUGCAUCUUGACACGGUGCGCUAUGAACGCACACCGAGUCCCCAGCUCGGCCCUGGUUACGAGAGGCAUGAGAUUGAAGGCAUCGGCGGCUGUGUCAAGACCAAGCUCAUCAGGAUGGUGAGAGUUGGUGCUUGUGUGCCCGAGUGGGACGACGAGAAGAGUCAUCACAGUAUUCUCCGAAGAGAGGUCAAGGGUAUCAGGAGAAGUUGGUGCGGCUGGUGCUAUGGAGUGAUUCCUGGUGAAGCUGACUUGAAAAAGGUCGGUGCUACGAUGCGCCAACUUUGA